AGCAGAAUACACUAAAUCAAGUUCCGAGUUCAUAGACUUCAGAUUAUUUUAGAAAAAAAAUUUGACUACUUUGUUGAUAGGUUGCAGAAAUAUUUUUCAGGCUCCAAAUCACAUAGUCUGUGCUCUAAACCAGGGCUCUGAGUUUGUAACUAGAAAUUGAAGUACCGCUUGCAUAUUCUAGAAGUAAUUCUAGAAAUAAAUGCACGGGAAGAUCUUAAAGAACUCACUUAGAAAUCAGGUCUGUCUUGAGCAGAAAACAUGUUGACAUUUCAUGUUCUCAUGAAACGUGAAAAGAAAGUGAAUGCAUGCUCUGUUAUUUUUAAUCUUAAAUUGUUUUCUGCUGUUUCUGGGACAUCCAGAACAUUGACCUAUCCCAGGAUUUAUGCCAAAAGUAUAGUUUCGUGCUUGUUUCAAAUGCAGUGUGGUAGCCUUUCUCAGCUAAAAUUGGAAAUGCUUUUAAAGGACAGUUCAUAGUUGUGGGUACAUGAAAUCUUAUGAAUGCUCACAGAUUCAUGACUCGAGUCCAGGUUGUAGAGGGAAGUCUGAAAUGGACAUGUGUGACUGCCUGGUGAAGGAGGGUAUGACUUCAAAGUGGACAGAAUUCUUGUUUUCAUGCUACUAAUACUAUUUUAAAUGUUUUUAGAACAUAACAACCAACUUGGGGCAAGUAAAAAUAAGUUGCUUCUGAAGCAUUUGUAACUUUUGCAAGCUAAUUAUUAGUAUGUAGAACUCCUCACAUUUUGUGGAGGCAGAAGGACAAUUCAGUUGAAAUGAAGUCCCAAGAGCUGCUACGAAAUUUCUUCCUUGUGGGGCUUGUGUAGCAUCUUCCAAAGUCAGUCUGGUUUGCAGGUAGGCUACUCUGCCUUUCAAAUUAAAUGAGGUGCAGAUGCCUGGAAUGGGGUUUGAAAUAGACAGAAUCUCCUGAAAUCUCAUUCUCAGCCAAUGGAUUUGGGAAGUUUUGGCCAAAUGUGUUGCAUUCUGAAUGUUGCUACUAAAAAGUAGAAGGUGAAAAGUAUUAAAAAUAGAAGGUAAAAAGCCUGCUUAAGCUUCUGUCCCUGCUUUGGGAGCGGAGUCUUUUUCCUUCUGAUAAGUCACUGCUAAACUACUUGUCAGAUAAGUGCUUCUCCGUUUGCCCUAGCUGAAACUGUGUGUUGUAACUGUAGAAGGCACUGGGAUCAUGCCUUUAACAGUUGAUGCUCAGAGAUCUGCUCUACAGCCUCUGCUCGACUGUCCGCAGUGCUUUUAGGUCAUACUCAAGCUAUUGUGCAGCACCUCCUUAUGCGUGGUUUACACCGAGUCCUUCCAAAAGCUGAAUUACCUGACACCUUUCUUUUGAUAUGUGGCUGAAAGUUCUUAAGGAGCUCUAACUUGAGAUGACUUGCAGUUUUCGCUUAAAAAGGAAAACUUGCGUUUUUUAUUCAGUGUGCAGCAAACAGACUUCACAGACAGCUAGAUUAAAUAAAUGACUACUAGUAAAGGUAGGCUACUGUAGCACUUGAGUUUGAGGAGGCAUGGAACUAGAUGCCACAGGAGUCCUACCGAUGUAAUGCUCUGUGCCCUUGAAAAGACUAUUACUUGGUUCAAGAGUUGUAUGCCAUGCUGAAACGAGAGCUGCAACAUAAUUAUUCUCUCUGCACAGUUUAUUCUAUUUCCCUCUUUGAAAAUUAAGCUGUCUUUGGGUUUCAGGGAAACUUCCUGACUUCAUAGGGAUGUUGUGUCCUUUGGGAAACUAGGAUGCAUGAGAUGAGUAGGUUUGCUUGGGAUUCUGGAGAGAAUAUUUUUAAGUGGAUGACUUCUGCAGUACAGCUUUCUGAGCAUUCCUCGUGUACUGUGCUAUCGCCUGCUCAUAGAUGUUCUUGACACAAGUUACAGGAGUGCUGAUACACAGAAAACAGAUGAAACUUCUAAAGUUUUCUAGUUUGUUCUUAUCAUGGCAUAGAGAAGAUACUUCUAUUUUAAUAUUGUGGGAUUGUGUGGCUAAAGCAAAAACUGAAAAAACUGUGUGGAUUAGGUCACUUCUGUACUAAUCUGUACUUCUGUACUAAUGCUGGAGAGGACCACCAGUACACCACAACAGGGCAAGUGAGGGCGAGUACAAGUGGGGACAGUAAGGAUGAAACUGGGUCUGUGGAAUUAGUUAUUCCAAGGACCAGUCAAUCGAGAAUAAACUCUCUUCCCUUUACGAGGGCUGAAGGUUCAUCAGCCCAGCUGAAGUGCAUUUACACCAAUGCACGCAGCAUGGGCAAUAAGAAGGAUGAGCUGGAAGCUGUUGUAGGGCAAGGUGACUAUGAUGUCAUUGCCAUCACAGAAACGUGGUGGGAUGACUCACAUAACUGGACUACAGCUAUGUUGGGAUAUAAACUCUUCAGGCGGGACAGGGAGGGUAGGAAAGGAGGCGGGGUAGCCCUCUAUGUCAAAGAGUGCUUUGAUACUCUUGAACUGGAUUACGGUGAGGACAGGAUCGAGUGCCUAUGGGUUAAAAUCAGAGGAGCCCAAAAGAAAGGGGACUUUGUGAUAGGAGUCUGUUACAGACCACCCAGCCAAGAAGAAGCUGCUGAUGAACUCUUCUAUAAACAGCUGGGGACAGUCUCUAAAUCUCUGCCUCUUGUCCUUGUGGGAGACUUUAACUUUCCGGAUGUCUGCUGGGAGUACAAUACAGCAGAAAGGAAACAGUCUAGGAGGUUCCUGGAGUGCAUCGAAGACAACUUCCUUGCACAACUGGUUAGCGAACCAACAAGGGAGGGUGCCUUCCUAGACCUGCUGUUUGUGAAUAGAGAAGGUCUUGUUGGGGAUUUGACGGUUGGAGGACGCCUGGGAUUAAGUGAUCAUGAGAUGAUAGGGUUUUCAGUUCUAGGUGGGAUUAAGAAGGGGGUUAGCAAAACAGUCACAUUAAACUUCCAGAGGGCAGACUUUGGCCUGUUCAGAAGGUUGAUUAGCAAAGUCCCGUGGGAAACAGUCCUUCAGGGCAAGGGAGCCCAUGAGGGUUGGGCGCUCUUGAAAAAUGAAAUCCUAGCAGCUCAAGAGCAGGCCAUCCCUGUGUUCCGGAAAAGGAGCCGGCGGGGGGAAAAGCCAGCUUGGUGGAGCAGGGAGAUCUCAAGAUGCGUCAAUAAGAAGAAGAAGCUCUAUGUGCUCUGGAGGAAAGGACAGGCAUCUUGGGUGGACUACAGGGACAAAGUGAGAUCGUGCAGGGAAAAAAUCAGGAGGGCCAAGGCCCAACUAGAAUUAAAACUCGCUAAGUCUGUGAAAGACAACAUAAAGUCUUUCUACAAGUACAUUAACAGGAAAAGGAGGACGAGGCAGAAUAUCCAGUCUCUAGUGGAUGCAGAAGGAAUAACAGUGACAGGGGAUAAGGACAAGGCUGAGGUACUUAAUGCCUUCUUCGCCUCAGUCUUUAAUAGCAAAGGAAGUUGUUCCUUCUGUUUACAAAUCCAAGAGUUAGAGGGGCAGAUUGAGGCUCCCGUGAUCCAAGAGGAGGCGGUUAGAGACUUGCUUGCCCAGCUAGACGCCCACAAGUCUGUGGGGCCGGAUGGGAUCCACCCAAGAGUAUUGAAGGAACUGGCGGAUGUCCUUUCCAAACCCCUAUCCAUCAUCUUCCAGAGGUCCUGGCUGGCUGGGGAAGUUCCACUAGACUGGAGGCUGGCUGAUGUUGUGCCCAUAUACAAGAAGGGUUGCAGAGAGGAUCCGGGGAACUACAGGCCUGUCAGUCUCACCUCAGUGCCAGGGAAAGUCAUGGAACAGAUGAUAGAAAAGGCACCACUUGAGGACGCACUGCAAAUGAAGUAGCUUGAAAGAGAGUAAGGCUUCUGUAAGCUGGAGAAUGGAAUGUAACCAAAAUAAGUUGGCUUACAGGUAGUUUUAACUAACUCUGUGGUUAAGAGUAUGGCAGUUGUACUUACAGUGUGGUUUUGUGCAGACAGCAGCAAGGAAGAAAUAGUAAAGUGGAUUAAAAAAGAAACUCAAGCUGUGGAAGUUACUUCAUCUUACUUCUGUUUGGCAUUGUGCUGCUAGGGCUGCUUUUGUAUUGCUUUAACAAUGUAAAUCUGACUUACCAUGGCUUGGAUAAAUUCAAGUGAAUAUAUCAAUGUGUAAACCCAUAUCUUAGUGAGUUGUUUAACCGGCGUGAGUCAUCUGGAUGUCUUAAAAGAGUUAUCUCCUUGCCGGUUAAGGGCGAGGUUAGUUGUGUACAAAGGUGGUUUGUAAUUGUUGUUUGCCGAUCGGAAGUUGCGCAAAUAUAAUU
Messenger RNA from Cuculus canorus (common cuckoo), 4237 nucleotides. RefSeq names its product hyccin PI4KA lipid kinase complex subunit 1 (gene HYCC1). Gene Ontology annotation, biological process: protein localization to plasma membrane; phosphatidylinositol phosphate biosynthetic process. Gene Ontology annotation, molecular function: catalytic activity. Bases 2239 to 3783 code for a protein of 514 amino acids. The record is from RefSeq and is a predicted model, not a curated record. The transcript is spliced from 2 exons. NCBI's taxonomy places the organism in Eukaryota, Metazoa, Chordata, Aves, Cuculiformes, Cuculidae. Gene Ontology annotation, cellular component: plasma membrane.